AAUUUUUUGAAAAAAUUAAAAAAAAUCAAAAUCUUUUUGCAUGACUCAAGGAAAGAAUAAGAAAUUAGGAAAGAAGAAGGGAUAAAAGAAGACAAUCGACCCAUUAGCUAGAAAGGAGUGGUUUGAAUUAACAGCACCAGUACCCUUCGCUGCUGGUGGAUUUGGCUAUACUUGCAUUAAUAAAUCUGCAGGAACAGUUGUGGCCACCGAAGCCAUUAAAGGAAGAGUCGUCGAAGCAUCUUUGGCUGACCUUCAAGGACAAUCAGAUUAGAUGGCAUGGAGAAAAGUGAAAUUGAUUAUUGACGACGUCGAAGGCACAAGAUGCAGAACAUCCUUCUAUGGUCUUGAUUCAACAAAGGACAAGAUCUUCGGUAUGAUUAAAAAGCGAUAAACUUUGAUUGAAACUUAAGUUGAAGCCAGAUCUCAAGAUGGAUACAUCCUCAGAAUCUUUGUUAUUGCAUUUACAAAGUCAAUCAAAAACCAAUAAAGAAAAACAACAUAUGCUCAAAGAAGCCAAAUCAAAGACAUCAGAAAGAAGAUCGUCGAAAUCGUCCUUAAGGAAGUCUCCAAAAAAUCAAUUACCUAAUUGCUUGGUUUCUUCAAUCAAGAGUCUCUUGCCAAGGAAAUUGGAAAGGCCACCAGAACCAUUUUCCCAUUGUAAAACAUUACAUUGAGAAAAGUCAAGUUAGUCAAGAGACCCAAGGUUGAUGCUUAAAAAUUGAGAGAAUUUUAUGAUGAUUCCAACAGAACAAAGACAGCCUAAGUCAGAAGAAAAGGUUAAGCUGAAGAUUAAACUGCUCUUAAUCUUAUUAAGCAAGGAAGAAGUCGACAAAGAAUAAUAUUAAGUCUAACAAGAAUGAUACUAUUCCAGUAUAAAGAAUAAAAUUAUUUAUUAUAUUUAAUAUCUUCGUUCUGA
Molecule: messenger RNA, 916 nt
Organism: Paramecium tetraurelia
Lineage: Eukaryota; Ciliophora; Oligohymenophorea; Peniculida; Parameciidae
Exons: 5
Biological process (GO): translation
Cellular component (GO): ribosome; cytosol
Molecular function (GO): structural constituent of ribosome
Source: RefSeq, a predicted model, not a curated record